Molecule: messenger RNA, 669 nt
Organism: Chelmon rostratus (copperband butterflyfish)
Lineage: Eukaryota; Metazoa; Chordata; Actinopteri; Chaetodontiformes; Chaetodontidae
Gene: cldn15a
Product: claudin 15a
Exons: 5
Coding region: 1-669 (222 amino acids)
Biological process (GO): cell adhesion; bicellular tight junction assembly
Cellular component (GO): bicellular tight junction; plasma membrane
Molecular function (GO): structural molecule activity
Source: RefSeq, a predicted model, not a curated record
AUGGAUCCAAUUGUGGAAGUAGUGGCUCUGGUGCUGGGGUUCAUUGGUUGGGUGAUGGUGGGGGUCGCCCUGCCGAACCGUUACUGGAGGUCGUCCACCGUUGACGGGAACGUCAUCACCACCUCCACCAUCUACGAAAACUUGUGGAUGUCAUGUGCGACGGACUCAACCGGGGUGCACAACUGCAGGGAGUUCCCGUCGCUGCUCGCUUUGAGCGGUUACAUCCAAGCGUCUCGCGCCUUGAUGAUCACCUCGAUAGUGUUGGGCACCUUUGGACUGAUUGCGGCCCUGAUAGGAAUACAGUGCUCAAAGGCUGGAGGGGAGAACUACGUCCUUAAAGGGAGGAUUGCCGGCACCGCUGGGGUCUUUUUCAUUCUUCAAGGUGUGUGCACAAUGAUCGCAGUGUCCUGGUACGCCUUCAACAUCACUCAGGAAUUCUUUGACCCUUUCUAUCCCGGGAUAAGGUAUGAAAUAGGAGAGGGGCUUUACAUCGGCUGGUGCUCCGCUGUGCUCGCCAUGGCCGGAGGAGUCUGUCUCACCUGCUCCUGCAAACUGGGCACACAGGAAAAGUACCCGAUGCCUUACCAAACCAGGGGAACUGUAUAUUCUGGAGCUGCACCAUCCAGAAGCAUGGCUGCUAGUACUUAUGGACGAAACGCAUAUGUUUGA